This is a messenger RNA of Closterium sp. NIES-67, 8528 nucleotides long. NCBI's taxonomy places the organism in Eukaryota, Viridiplantae, Streptophyta, Zygnematophyceae, Desmidiales, Closteriaceae. The record is from the annotation of a GenBank genome assembly.
AAAGCCGCACAUGCGCUCCGGCUGCCGCAUUUUCUCCUUCAGAACUUUCUUUCUUUUCCACUCGACUACGCUCGAAGCAGCGGCCUCACUCCCGCUCCCUUCAGCUUUCCUUGUCCAAACUCCCAUAGAAGCGUGCUCGACGAAUGUACGGAGCUUGGUUCCAUUCCUUUGCAUCCUCGCCGUGCGCCGGAGUUUAGUACGCGUAGACCACUCCUCUUUGCCUCCCGCCAUGACUGAAACGAUCAGCGUUGAUGACCCCAAUGAGCUCCCAGCAGCUGGAAAGAGAGAUUCGCCCGCCGAAGCCGAUUCUUCCACUCCGUCCAUUUUCCCCGACGGGUCUCCAGGCAAAAAAUCCGCAGGCAGCGGCGACGCAAAGAACACGCCACCGGCGACUGCUGGACACCAGGAGACGGCCGGGAGCCCUGCUAGCGCCGUCCCACGGAGUCGAGCGAGCACCGGCCGGCAAGGACCGGGGGCCGGCAGCCGUCGCCGAGCAGGAGCCACCAUGGCGGCAGCCGCACCCAGGACAUCUCCCAGGCUGAGAAGCGAGGCAGACAAUGGCGGGGAUGAGAAUAGCUCCCAGCCUUGCAGCCAACGGCGGUCGGGACGGUCACGCGCUGCUGGCCCGGGGAGCUACUACGAAGGCAGCGAGGACGGUAGCAGCGAGGACGGUAGCGACGAUGGUAGCGAAGACGACAGUGACGGGGAUGCGGAUGGGAGCGAUGGCGAAUCGAAGAGCGCGGAGGAGGGUAGCGAAGACGGCGAGGACGAAUCGGUCGAGGAUGAGGAGGAGGAGGAGGAGGAGGAGGAGGCGAAGAGUGACGGCAACGAGAGUGACGGGAUCAAGAAAGGGGACGAGACGAAGGAUGAAGAGUCGAAGGAUGAGGACGAGGAGGAAGUGUUGGAGAUUUCGAGUGACGACGAGGUGGACAUCGGUGGCGGGAAAUCGCGGAGAAGGAGCAGCAGCGCGUGCCACCCCCCUGGAGAUUCCACCAGAAAAGCCUCCGGAGAUGCCCCCGGAAAUGCUGCAGCGCUUAAGGGGAACUCGGCGCGCAGGCAGUCUCCGCGGCUGCGGAGCCAUCCAGGCGCGGGCUCUCCCCCUGCGGAAGGCAAGCGCGGGGAGCAGGAGCGCGGAGACGAGGAGGGGAUGGCGGCGGCGUCGCGCGGGCAGGUGCAGCGAGUUGCGAGCUCGCUUCCCGGCAGCAAGAAACUGACGAGGCGCGACUCCGGCGCCCUAGACUGUGCGACGGCGAGGAAAGUUGAAGGUCGCGCGGAUGCUAAGGCGAACGAGAAAGAGGAAGAGGAGGAAGAAGAGGAGGAAGAUGAGCCGGAAGAUGAGGAGGAGGAGGAGGAGGAGGAGGAGGAGGAGGAGGAAGAAGAGGAGGAGGACGAGGAGGAAGAAGAGGAGGAGGAAGGCAAGCGCGGGCGGCAAAAGGGGGCCAGCAACUCUCCAGAACCGCAAGAAGGACGACGGAGAUCGUCCCGUCUUCAGUCCAUCGCCAACGGUGCUGAUUCUCCCGCUUCUGCUGCUGCUGCUGCGGCUGCGGCUGCGGCGGCGGCUGCGGCGGAAGCGGCCGGGGUCUUACCAGCGUCGUCCAGAGCCAGGGCGCGCGAGCGGCGGAAGCAGCGCGCGGAGGAGGCGCGGGGGAACAAGGGCGGGUUGCGUAAUAGCGCGGAGGCGACGAGGACCGAAGGAACGGCGAGCGCAAACGGAAAUGAGAACGACGACUCGUGCUUGAAGCGGGAGACUACUAUCGGGGAUGUCGCGUGGCUGCUGUCGCGCCCGUGCGUGACGAAGCUCCCCGCAGCCGCGGAGAAGGUGCUGCUGGCGCGGCAACUCGCGCAUCUAGCGGGGGACAACGCGCGGAAAGCAAGCGCAAGUAAAAAUGCGGCGGCGGCGGCAGCAGAAUCCGCAGAAGCAGCUGAUCCGGUAGAACCAGCAGCAGCGGUGUCUGAUGCGGUGCCGUCCGCGCCGCCGCCUGUUCUGCUGGUGAAGCUAGCGGGGCGGAGUUACCGCGAUGUGGUGUGGAUGGCGGAAAGGUUGCUGCAGGAGCAGUUCCCCCGCCUCCUCAUGUCGUUCCGCCAGCGCUCCCCCGUCUCCUCCGCCGCGCGGGGCCCUGCCAAAGGCGCUCCUGUUGCUACAACCACACCUGUCGCUCAUGCCGAACCUGCUGGCGCCGCGAGUGCCGAGCCGGAUGAGCCGAACGCCGAGCCGGAUGAGGUUGGGAAAUCGUCGCCGCGUUUUGGCGGCGCUGACGUGGAGGUGGCUGCUGCUGACGCGGAUUGGGCUCUUCCAUUUGAUCCUGACUACCUGCGCGUGGACCGCGUUAUAAGCACGAAGAGAGGGCGGAAGAAGGACGAGGUGCGAUACUUAGUUAAGUGGAAGGCGCUUCCGUACACGGCCGCCACGUGGGAGGACGAGAGCGCGCUUAGCGACGACGCGGACGACGUCCGGGCAGUCGAAAAGUUUCUGACGUUCUACGAUAAAGGCGCGAUGCGGCGGCGCGCUCCGGCGCCCGUGAAACGCGGAGAGCCGGCGUCGACGGGGGUGGCGUUCAAGAACGGGCGCACGCUCCGCGAGUACCAGGUGGCGGGCGUUGAUUGGCUGUUCCGCAACUACGGCAAGGGCGUGAACUGUAUUCUGGCGGACGAAAUGGGGCUCGGGAAGACGAUGCAGGUGCGGGGAACGCGGGGCAAAGGAAAGGAAGGGGGGGUCGGGAGAGGGCAAGUGGGGGGAAGGGUGGGGGGUUGGGGGGGCGGGGGGGAGGGGGAAGGGAGAUUGAUGGGGGAUGGCGUUCGAUCUCUCCCCGCUUCACACCACGCCCAUCCGCGCCUCCCCUUCCGCAUCCCUCUUCGUCUAAUCCCCCCCAUCGACUCACUCCCCCCCAAACCUCUUUUGGGGCGCCUCAUAAGCUGUCUAAGUUCACACUACGCCCAUCCGCGCCUUCGCGUCUGCAUCCCUCUUCGUCGUCUAAUCUCCCUCUUCCGCACAAACUCACUUUUCCCUAACCCUCCCCUCUUCCCACUCCCCGCUUUCCCACCAUGCCAACCCUGCCACCCAUCUCCCCCCAACCCCCCGACUCCACCCGACUCCGCGCAGUCCGUUGCGCUGUUGGAAACCAUCCGCCUGCGCACGGGCGCGCGCGGGCCGUUCCUGGUGAUCGCGCCGGUGUCCACGCUGCCGCACUGGCAGCGCGAGCUCGAGUCGCUCGCGUCGUCGGAGAUUAACUGCGUGCCGUUCGUCGGGUCCAAGGAUGACCGCGCGCUGAUUCGCCAGUACGAGCUCGCGCUCCCCAGCGGCCGCGGCGUGCGCGCGCAUGUGGUGCUGACGAGCUUUGAGAUCCUGCAGAAGGACCGCCGGCCCCUGAGGGACGUGCGGUGGGAGAUGUGCAUUGUGGACGAGGCUCACCGCAUGAAGAGCACAACGGCCAAGACCACAGCCGCGCUCAAAGACCUAAGCAUCAGACGCGGCGGGCUGCUGCUGCUCACAGGCACGCCCGUGCAGAACAACACCCGCGAGCUCUUUGGCCUACUGAACGUCCUCGACCCAACGACGUUCGGCGACGAAGCCGACUUCCUGGGCAGGUUCGGCAACAUCACCGACGCAGAGCAGGUUCGGGAGCUGCAGGAGGAGGUGCUUCGGCCGAGGCUGCUGCGGCGGAUGAAGGAGGACGUGGAGAAGAGCUUGCCGCGCAAGGAGGAGGUGAUCGUGUGGGUGGAGCUGACGCGCGACCAGUGCCGCUACUACCAGGCGCUCUACAGCAACCGCAUCGGCGCGCUGCUGCAGGGCGCGUCCAACAAGAACCUGCCGAAUCUCAGGAAUCUGGCCAUGGAGCUGCGCAAGCUGUGCAACCACCCCUUCCUGUGCAACGGACUGGAGGAGGAUAUGGUGAUGAAAGCAAUUGCUGCUGCCACAGCCACAACUGCUGCCACUGCCGCUACUGCUGCUGCUACUGCUCCCCCUGUAGUGCAACCAGCACUAACAGCACCACCUGUUGUCUCUGCUGCUAAUGCUGCUGAUGCUGCUGGUGCUGAUGGCGGGGUUAUUGUGACUAGCGCACAAACAGCAGCAGCAUCACCAGCAGCAGCAGCAGCAGCAGCAGUGGACCCCGAGGCACUGCGGCAGCGUGUGAUGGUGCAGGGCAGCGGCAAGAUGGUCCUGCUGGACAAGCUCUUGCCCAAGCUCAAAUCCGCCGGCCACCGCGUCCUCAUCUUCUCUCAAUUCGUGGUGAUGCUGGACCUGCUGGAGGACUAUCUCACUGCCAACGGCCAUCUCUAUGAGCGGCUCGAUGGCUCCAUCAAGGGCGAGCAGCGACAGGCGGCCAUAGACCGGUUCUCAGCGCCUGGCAGUGCGUCCUUUGUGUUCCUCCUCAGCACCAAGGCUGGCGGGCUCGGCAUCACCCUCACCGCGGCGGACACGUGCAUCAUCUAUGACUCGGACUGGAACCCCCAGAACGACCUGCAGGCCAUGGCACGUUGCCACAGGAUCGGGCAGAGCAAGGACGUGAAGGUGUACCGACUGAUCACGCACCGCACAUACGAGCAGCAGCUUUUCGAUUGCGCCUCGCGCAAGUACGGGCUCGAAGAGGCCAUCCUGGGCAGCUACCAGCCGCACAGGGGGGGCGGGGCAGCAGGGGGAGGAGCGGGGGGGAAAGGGGCAGAGGGGGCAGGGGGAGAUGCGGGGGAUGAGGGGGUUGGAGGGGAAGGAGGCACAACGGGGGGUGCGGGCGGGAGUAGUGGUGGUGGGGGUGGUGGGGUGGGCGGUGGGGUGGGUGGUGGUGGGGUGCCGCGGAAUCCGGAGCAGGGGAAGGACAUAGAGAGUCUGUUGCAGCACGGGGCGUACGAGCUGUUCAAGGACGAGGCGGCGGAGGACAGCGUGCGCUUCACCGCGGAGAACAUCGACCAGAUCCUGCAGCAGCGCACGCAGACACGCACCAUAGGGGGAUCCGGUACAAGCACAUUCUCUAUUGUCAAUUUCACAACUGAAGAGGCGGAAGAUAACAGAGAGGAGAGUUUAGAAGACCUCGAGGGGGACAGGGGAAGUCCGGAGGGGGAGGGGAGUGGUAACGGGGGGGACGUAGAGGAGAUUGGGCAUGGUAAAUGGGGUGGUGGGGGGAGCAGGACGCGUGGCAAUCGCUCCUCGGCUCGGGCAGAUGGGAAUUCGACCAAGCAAGGGGCGGAGUUCUGGGAGGAAUUGCUGCCCGAGGCAUGCCGGGCAGCUCGGGCAGCUGCGAAGGAAUCUCCGCUGGAGGGUUUAGUGCCACUGGCUCGAGAAGAGAGGAGGAGGAAGAGAGUGGUUUAUGCAGAAGGGGGUGUGAGAAAGGGAGGAGGUGGAGGAGGGGGGAAGGGAAGGGGAGCAGGAAGGGGCGUGGAAGGGGGACUGAGGGAGAAGGGAAAGGAGGAGGAGGAUGGGGAGAGUGGGGAGUUUGAUAGUGGGGAUGAGAGCAGCGGGGAGGAGGAGGGGGGGAGGAAUGGGAAGGGAAGGAAGAGAGUGCGAACAGGAAAGGAGGAUAGGUUGGUGGGACAGGAUGGGGUAUGGGAAGAGGAAGUAGGUGUGAGUGUGGGUGAGGAUGGGGGAAGAAGUGUAGGGAGGAAGGCGAGGAAGGAAGGGCAGGGAGGGGUGGGAGGAGUGCGGGUAUGGAGCGAUGCGGAGCUGAAGCGGCUGGAGUGGAAAGUCUUCUUCUCGACAAUGGAAGGAGAUGCGCUAAGGCAGGCGGCCAAGCUGCAGCAGCGCUCGGAGGAGGACGUGGCAGCAGUGGCGGCAGCGCUGCUACACGCCUACCGCUGCGUUCACUCCUUGCCUGAAGUGGACAAACUCAGCUUGGACGUAGCACUGCGCGGCCAGAAGGCCCGCCCCCACCAUAGGACGGUUGAUUUCGCUCCUGGUACUGCUGGUUUUCAUGCGGCCAUGGCUGCUGCUGCUGCUGCUGCUGGUGCGGGUGAGGAGGAGGAUAAGAGAACAGCAGAGGAGCUGUGGCCUGUGGAUGCUGCAGGGGAUAAGCUACCAGCAGCAGCACGAGCUGCCAUGAGCACAGUGGCCUUCCGACUGCGAUGUGUCAAGUCUGCAGAGAGUCGUCUGCAAAUGCGUGCUGUGGUGCGAGUGCUGGCAGCAGCAGCAGCAGCCAAGCCAGAGGGGUUCGAGCAUCCCACCAUCACUGCCAUCCUCGCCUCCCCUCUCCUCAAACGCUGGCGUUUGCCAACGUGGUGGGAUGACGAGGCAGCUGUUGAUUGGCUCAGGGCAACUGUGGAAAUUGGAUGCUCGCCUGCUGACAUCACUGGACUCAGGACCGACCCCCACUUUGUGUUCACGUCUAAGUUUGAUGCAGCCUAUGCCAGCUGCGCUGUCAGAGAGGCACAGAGCUCCGUUGCAUGGACGGAUGCUGAGAGGGCGCGUGAGCUGGUGCGCGUCGAUUGGCCGUCGGCGAACGUGCUGACAAAGAUGCUGGUCCACGUGGCAGAGGAGGUGUCAUGGAAAUGGGACAUUCCGUACGAGUUCUCCCGAAGCAAUGUUUUCUCCAUUAAAUGGGGAACUACCCGAGGGCCGGGAAGUACAGCUGUUGCUGCUGCUGCUGCCGCUGCUGCUGCUGGGGCUGCUUCUAGUGGUGGUGCUGCUGCUGCUGCUGCUGGUGCUGCUGGUGGCAGUGGUGUUAACGACCCUAAAAAGCAGGAGUGGGCGGAGGCGAAUAAAGACCAACACCAACACCACGAGCACGACAAGUCGCACAAGCAUCCAGCGGCAAUGGCGUCCGCAUGGGGGUUCCUCGGGAAAUCGCAGGUGGGUAAUCGGAAGGAGAAGCAGAGGGAAGGGAAGCAGGAUGUGGGGAAGGGGAAGGAGAAGGGCCAUGGUGACGGAAUUUGCAAAGUUGGAAGUGGAGGAGGGAGAGCGGGAGCGGGCACAGAAGUGGGGGAAGUUGGUGCAGGGGGGUUGGGAGGAACGCAGGAGUCCGACCCUAUCGUAUCCUCGGACCCUAUCGUCCCACCAGCUGGUUCACAGGUCGACAAACGGCACAAGGAGGGGCACGUGGGCUUGCACCCAGUGCCUAGAUCGCAGCUUGUGCUCCUGCCAGCACUCCUGCAGCCAUCUGCUGCUGCAGUAUCAGUCCCAGGCAAGUCAACACCUUCAACCCCAGUCCAAGGAACAGCUUCGGUCCCAAGCAAGAUGGCAGGUUCGGUCUCAGGCAUGUACAAGCUGGGCGAAUUGGGUGUGGAUGCUGAUAGGGAGAAGGCCAAGCAUAAAAGGGAGGUCCUAGAGCAUACAAAGAACCCAGUGGGGGUUGGGGAAAGGGGACUGAGGGAGGGGAGUGGGGAGAGAGGAUUGCAGGAGGGGAGUGAGGAGAGGAAGAAGAACGGUUCUGCUGCUAUUGAGAAGCGGAGACUAUUGGACGACCUGCGUGCCGCUUAUGCUGCUGCCACUGCUGGUAAUGGUGGUGGGGAAGGUAGUUCUAGCAGCGGCGCUGCUGUGUCUGGAAUCAGUACUGGGAGCGAGGGAUCGAAAGGAGCAGUGGGGAUUGAGGGAGAGGAGUUGUCACUCUACCUUCAGAAGCAGGCCGUAACAGCGUCCAAGAAAGAAAGAAAGGGGCCUUCUACUGUUGCUGCUUCUUCUGUGAAGGCUUCAAAGGUCAGAGAUGCCGGGAAGGCCAUGAGGAGGGAGGAGGAAGAUGGCCUUUCAUUGCAUCACCGACAGGUUGAUCAACUGCAGCAGCAGCAACAGCAGCAGCAGAGGGAGCAAGAGCAGCAGACGGCCAAGCCGAAGAAGCGCCAGGCAUCAGAGCUCCACGGGUCAGGGAGCAAUGGCAUCAACUACCAAGCCACUGCAACCAUUGCUGGCUGCUGCUCACCUGCUGCUCUUAAAUCCCCUGCCAAUCUCAAGUCUCGUACUGCUCUUAUAACUCCUCAUAAGUCUCCUGCUCCUCUUCCUGCAUCGGUGGCACGGCCUUCUGCUGUUGAUGCUGCUGCAAGGUUCUGCCCACUGGUGGUGCCACUCGCAGACGACAAGGAUUACUCUCAUCACCACACCCCCUUGCCAAUGAACACGCCCACUCGACCCCUGCUGUCUCCAGUGCCUGCUGCAGCUGCUGCCAAACGAGUGGCAGGGUCUCACUCUGGGAGCAGUGGGAAUGGGAAGCAGUCGGAGGUGUUAAGGGAAUUGAAUCGAAGCAGGGAGGUGGAGAGGGCCUGGUCAGCCUCUCCUGCCAAGAAAGCCAAAAUCACUGAGAAGGUACAUGUGGCGGGCAGGCCUUCGGAAGGGGUAAAACCAACAGCCCAUGUGCUUCUCAAGCAGAAUAGGGAGCCGGUGGCAGCACCUACCAAGGCUUCGGGGAAGGGGAAGAUGGUGAAACAGGCGACUUUGGCAGCUUUUCUGGGAAGAAGAAAGAGCAGCUGAUGUAGAACUAGCAGCUCAUGAAGCCAUAGCACACUAGCCUCUUGUUCGUCAGUAGUGCUAGCAAUCGAUUUGAUUCGCCACUGCACCGAACCGCCAGCUUUCAACUCCAACACCUGAAUGCCUUGAUCUUGAUAACAGACUACAG